CCACCACCGCUCUCCGACGACCACCACCACCACCAGCGCCUCCCAAUUCUCCGACGACACCACCACUUGCGCCUCCCGAUUCUCCAACCACCACCACAACUUGCGCCUCCCGAUUCUCCAACCACCACCAUCGCCACCUGGCCUCCCGGCUCUCUGAAGACCACCACCACCAGCGCCUCCCGGCUCUCCGACGACCACCACCAACGGUAUUUGUUUACAAUUGGAGGCGUUUCUCAGAUUUAGGUCUGACACCACCACAAUUGAAGCAAGCAACAAUGCAAAUGGCGUUUCAACUCUCUCUUUCCUCCUCCUUCCUCCCAUCUCCACUCCCCACAACCACCACCACCACAACCAGAAUGACCGUUACCCAGUCACCCCGCAGGCUGAUUUAUAUCUCCUCCUCCACCAAUUCAUCAUCGUCGACAACCGUCAAUUCUCCCAAGAAAAAGCACUGGAAAGUAGGGGAAUAUCCUGGCCUCACUCAUACCUCCAACCCUAAAUUCUCAACCAAUAAGAAGAGAACCCCCAUUAAGAACAUCAAGAAAAAGCUCGACAGAAAGAUUAAUGCCAACGCUUGGGUUAAUACUGUCACCGAAGCUCUUUCUGAUGCCAUCGAUAAAAAGCAAUGGCUCCGGGCUCUUCAGGUAUUUGAGAUGCUAAAGGUGCAACCUUUUUACCACCCAAAAGAAGGGACUUACAUGAAGCUACUUGUUCUUCUAGGAAGAUCCGGUCAACCUGGACAAGCCUCUCAGCUGUUUGAUGAAAUGCUUCAAACAGGAUUAGAACCAACCCCAGAACUUUACACAGCAUUGCUUGCUGCAUGUUGCAGGAGCAAUCUGAUUGAUAAAGCUUAUGAAGUUCUUGAACAAAUGAAGUCUCUCCCUCUUUGCCAGCCUGAUGUCUAUACCUAUAGUAUACUGAUUAAGGCCUGUGCCGAUGCUUUUCGUUUCGAACUGGUUGACUCCCUAUAUGAUGAAAUGGCUGAAAGAUUAAUCACCCCAAAUACUGUAACUCAAAAUACAGUACUGAGUGGUUAUGGAAAGGCGGGGAAAUAUGAAGAGAUGGAGAAGAUUCUCUCCAAGAUGCUUGAAAGUACGACAAGCGAACCUGAUGUAUGGACUAUGAAUACGAUUAUCGGUUUGUUUGGCAAUGUGGGUCAGAUUGAAAUGAUGGAGAAAUGGUACGAGAAGUUUCGCAAUUUCGGGAUCGAGCCGGAAACACGCACAUUCAACAUUCUGAUUGGUGCGUAUGGUAAGAAAAGGAUGUACGAUAAGAUGUCAUCUGUGAUGGAGUACAUGCGGAGGCUUUCAUUUCCGUGGACAACAUCGACCUACAACAAUGUGAUUGAGGCAUUUUCUGAUGCCGGUGAUGCAAAGCACAUGGAGUACACAUUUGAUCAGAUGCGUGCUGAAGGCAUUAAGGCGGACACCAAAACAUUGUGCUGCCUCAUACGAGGUUUUGCCAAUGCUGGUCUCUUUCAUAAAGUGAUCAGCAUGGUUCAGUUGGCUGGGAGAUUGGAGAUACCUGAGAAUACCUCAUUCUUUAAUGCAGUCAUAUAUGCUUGCUCUAGAGCAGAUGAUUUAAUGGAGAUGGAAAGAGUGUUCAAGAGAAUGAAAGAUAAGUCAUGUCAACCAGAUUCCACAACUUACUCGGUUAUGAUGGAUGCGUAUAGAAAAGAAGGUAUGAGUGACAAGGUGUAUGACCUGGAGCAAGAAAUGCAGAGGAUGAAUGGUGGUAAGGUAUCCAAAGGGUACGAUGAUGUAGAAACAGAGGCUAAUGAUGAUGUCAGCAAAGAGGUGUUGGUAAUGGUAUGAGUGUUGGUGGUGUCAAUUAAUUUCUGGGAAAAUUGCUAUGAAAAGUUGAUCAUGAUUGAUAUCCAGAGUGGGUAAAUCACAAAUAAAGCCAUGCUGGUCGUAGUAGUGUUAGUAAUCGUGGCAUGAAGGUAGUUACAAAUAUCUAAUAGCUGUUUGUCUUUGUGUUUCUCCCUUACCGUGAUUCUGAACUCCGAGAAUGAAUUGAUAUCAUACUUGCUGCGGGCUAAAGAAUGAAUUGAUAUCAUAAACCUGCAGUUGUCCUCACAUAUGUAAUUUUGUAGCCGUGUUAUAAAUCUUAAAGUUGUAAUUUCGUAAGGCAUCAAUUGUUUAUGAAGUGUUGUUUUUGCAGUAGCACUGCCACAGAUGAUCUAAUUAGAUCAUAUGGUUUCAUUUUCUUUCUUUCUUUCUUUCUUU
This is a messenger RNA of Erythranthe guttata (spotted monkey flower), 2228 nucleotides long. The record is from RefSeq and is a predicted model, not a curated record. NCBI's taxonomy places the organism in Eukaryota, Viridiplantae, Streptophyta, Magnoliopsida, Lamiales, Phrymaceae.